This is a messenger RNA of Equus quagga, 5355 nucleotides long. It is a transcript of the gene KIF3A, whose product is annotated as kinesin family member 3A. Lineage: Eukaryota; Metazoa; Chordata; Mammalia; Perissodactyla; Equidae. Gene Ontology annotation, biological process: microtubule-based movement. The transcript is spliced from 19 exons. Gene Ontology annotation, molecular function: ATP binding; microtubule motor activity; microtubule binding. The record is from RefSeq and is a predicted model, not a curated record. The coding region runs from base 156 to 2336 and encodes 726 amino acids.
AGUGCGCCUGCGCACAGCGCGCUCUCGCCCGAGGAGCCGCAGUCUCGAGAGCGCCGAGGUGUUUCAGUAACCUCUGGCCAGCCUCCCCCGCGAGCCCGGCGUCGUAGGACUGCGCCCAGGGUGGGGACGUCCGCCGGGCACGGGAGGGAGCCACGAUGCCGAUCAAUAAAUCAGAGAAGCCGGAAAGCUGUGAUAACGUGAAGGUGGUUGUUAGGUGCCGACCCCUCAAUGAGAGAGAAAAAUCAAUGUGCUACAAACAGGCUGUCAGUGUGGAUGAGAUGAGGGGAACUAUCACUGUACAUAAGACUGAUUCUUCCAACGAGCCUCCAAAGACAUUUACUUUUGAUACUGUUUUUGGACCAGAGAGCAAACAACUUGAUGUUUAUAACUUAACUGCAAGACCUAUUAUUGAUUCUGUUCUUGAAGGCUAUAAUGGGACUAUAUUUGCAUAUGGACAAACUGGAACAGGCAAAACUUUUACCAUGGAAGGUGUUCGAGCUGUUCCUGAACUUAGAGGAAUCAUUCCAAAUUCAUUUGCUCACAUAUUUGGUCAUAUUGCAAAAGCAGAGGGUGAUACAAGAUUUUUGGUUCGGGUGUCUUAUUUGGAAAUAUAUAACGAAGAAGUUCGUGACCUUUUGGGCAAGGAUCAGACACAGAGGUUAGAGGUUAAAGAAAGACCUGAUGUGGGAGUUUAUAUCAAAGAUUUAUCAGCUUACGUGGUAAAUAAUGCUGAUGACAUGGAUAGAAUUAUGACACUAGGCCACAAAAAUCGUUCUGUUGGUGCAACUAAUAUGAAUGAACAUAGUUCCCGUUCCCAUGCCAUCUUCACGAUUACUAUAGAAUGCAGUGAAAAAGGCGUUGAUGGUAACAUGCAUGUCAGGAUGGGAAAGCUCCAUCUUGUAGAUCUUGCUGGUUCAGAAAGACAGGCAAAAACUGGAGCUACUGGACAGCGCCUAAAGGAAGCUACAAAAAUCAAUCUUUCACUUUCCACCCUUGGUAAUGUAAUUUCUGCCUUGGUUGAUGGAAAAAGCACUCAUGUGCCUUAUCGUAACUCUAAAUUGACUCGUCUUCUUCAGGAUUCCUUAGGAGGAAAUUCAAAAACCAUGAUGUGUGCAAAUAUUGGGCCAGCAGAUUACAAUUAUGAUGAAACUAUCAGUACAUUACGAUAUGCUAACCGUGCCAAGAAUAUUAAAAAUAAAGCUAGAAUUAAUGAAGAUCCAAAGGAUGCUUUGCUUCGUCAGUUUCAGAAAGAAAUAGAAGAACUGAAAAAAAAGCUUGAAGAAGGGGAAGAAAUAUCAGGCUCUGAUAUCAGUGGGUCAGAGGAAGAUGAUGACGAAGAGGGUGAGAUUGGAGAAGAUGGAGAGAAAAAGAAAAAGAGAAGAGGCAGUAGCAGCAGCAGUAGUUCAGACUCCACAUGUUCUGUCAUAGAGAAACCUCUGGAUAAGUUCUUGCCUAACCAAGCAGGUAAAAAGAAGGUUUCCCCAGAUAAGAUGGUUGAAAUGCAAGCAAAGAUUGAUGAGGAGAGAAAAGCACUUGAAACAAAACUUGACAUGGAAGAAGAAGAAAGAAACAAGGCUAGAGCUGAACUAGAGAAACGGGAAAAAGAUCUUCUUAAGGCCCAACAAGAGCAUCAGUCUUUGCUAGAGAAAUUAUCUGCACUGGAGAAGAAGGUAAUUGUUGGUGGUGUUGAUUUGUUGGCAAAAGCUGAGGAACAAGAGAAACUUCUUGAAGAAUCUAAUAUGGAACUGGAAGAAAGGAGGAAAAGAGCAGAACAACUUCGCAGAGAACUUGAGGAAAAAGAGCAAGAACGCUUGGAUAUUGAAGAAAAAUAUACCAGUUUGCAAGAGGAAGCUCAGGGAAAGACCAAGAAAUUAAAGAAAGUCUGGACUAUGCUUAUGGCUGCAAAGUCAGAGAUGGCCGAUCUCCAACAAGAACAUCAGAGGGAAAUUGAAGGCCUGCUGGAGAAUAUUCGACAACUUAGCCGAGAGCUUCGCCUUCAGAUGCUUAUUAUUGAUAACUUUAUACCUCAGGAUUAUCAGGAAAUGAUUGAAAACUAUGUCCAUUGGAAUGAAGAUAUAGGAGAAUGGCAGCUAAAAUGUGUUGCCUACACAGGAAAUAACAUGCGGAAGCAGACUCCAGUUCCUGAUAAAAAAGAGAAAGAUCCCUUUGAAGUGGAUCUUUCCCACGUGUAUCUGGCCUAUACUGAGGAGAGCCUACGGCAGUCCUUGAUGAAACUGGAGAGGCCACGGACUUCAAAGGGGAAAGCAAGGCCAAAGACAGGGAGAAGAAAGCGUUCUGCAAAGCCUGAAACUGUAAUUGACUCUUUACUUCAGUAAAUGUUACAGACUUCAAGUCACAAUAAAAAUUAGUGAUAUUCUCAUCCCUAGACAAAGUCUUUAAUUAAAACACUGAAGACUUUUGUGUAAUUUUAAAUAAUGGAAACUGUAAGUCAUGGAGUAAGACUGGAACUAGUAAUUUGCCUAAUAACUUUCAGUGUCUAUAUGUUAAAUUAACAUUAAAAUUGUACAACUGGUAAUUGUUCAAAUUGUCAUAUUAAUCUUCAGUUUAUACUGUGCAGGGAAGUUGGAGGGGCAGCUCUUACUAGAGAGAGUUGCAGUUUAAAUGUAUACACAAAUCUGCUGGUAAUUUACUCAACUGCUGUAUAUUUAGAUAACCAGAUAUUCAAAAUAGAAAAAAAAAUAUGUUCUGUUUUGCACACAGAAAGUAGCAGAUCUAAUUGUCCUGUGCUGUGCUGUUAGAUAUGAAUGUAUGGGCUGCAUAUCUAAGAAAUGAUUCAACCCUAACAGCCACCUGACCUGUUUAAAUAUGUUCUAGUUUUUAUACUAACAUUCAUUGCAUUUUAGGUAUGAGAUGACUGAUCUUAUUCAUCUGUAGAAAAUUUUAUAAUUCGGCAGUCAAUCUUAAGAAGUAUACAUGUUUAAAAAACAGAAGUUGAAAAUAUGUUUCAUCUGGACCUCUCUUGACCUUUUUUGCCACUUUGACUUCAAGUCAAAUAUACUUUUUUUGUUCUGGUUUCAUGUUCUCUUGAAAUGUUGAGUUUGUAGCUAAAUAUAAAGGAGGCACAGUUGUAGAAAAUUAAGAAGCUAAAUACUGGUCUCUAAUCUUGCUCAUACGUGUGUAUUUUUAAAAAUUCACUUUGAAGUGUGAUUAAUGGAUGGUUUCUUGUGUCUGAGUUCUCAAUUUUAAUGGAAGUUGGUCUGUGUUUCCCAGUUGAGAAAGGUCUCCAUUUUCCAGAAAAUGCAACUAAGGCAGGAAAAAUAUAUUAGUCCUUUGCCUUUAAAACCCUUUGUUUCUUCAUAUUUUAUAAAAAGAAAAUAUUCUUCCCUGAAUUUCUUCCAUUGACAAAUCCAGUUAGACCAUGUUCCUCUAAAAAUAAAAAUUAUUUUUAUCGUAUAGUAAAAUAAGUUGUAAUAGAAUUGUUCUUUUGUUGGCUGCUUACAAAAUUUUUAUUUUUUUUGAAAGUUAUGCUACUCCUAAACCACUUAAUAUAUCUCUUAUGAGUUUUAAAAUUAUGUAAUCAGCCAUGAAACACAUUGGUUGCAAGUUUUGAGACUUCAUAAAUUAGUAUUUAUUAAGUUCACAUUAUUUUAAUAAGUUUGGUUAAAAUACUGGUUUAUAAUUAUAAAGCUGUGUGUGGAGUAGGGGUGAGUGAGGGCUGUGUACUUGUGUGGUGGUCAUAAAAUGUGUCCACAAAUUUAAAGUAUGUUCCAAAGGUGGUCUCAGUGUGCUGUGUGUGGUGACUAUUGUCUAGGCAGUAAGAAUUAUAGUUAACUGGCAGCAUUUUCUUUGUAAUGUGUAAGACAAUUAGAAGUUUAUAACUUGACUCUGUGGGGCAUUGUUUAGAUACUGUGAAGACUUCAAGUGAAUUUUUGUCGUGUAAUAGCUUUGUGUGAGCAGAAUAUCUUGGCAGUUGUAGAUGCACAUUUAACUCUAUUAGUAAUUACUCUAGAGAAAUCUUAAUUUUACCAGUAGAAAAAAAAGAUAAGUACUUCUUCUUUUUAAAAGUCCAUGUUUCUAGCCUUUAACCGUGCAGUUAAUAGGAAAGGAAUAACUAUUAUAUUAAGCUUUAAAACAUUAUAGAAAAUUUAAGCCAGUAUGCUAGAUGUUUUUUCUAUUCCCCUCCACUGCAUUAACAAAAAAAAAUCUGUAAAAAUUGAAAAAACAGUCUGUUUUAGCAGUUUUUUUUUUUAAAAAGCAUUUACGUUAGAACUGAUUAUACCAGAUGGACAAUAAAUAGUCAUCUUAUGAAAUAACAAAAUUAGAUAUUGGAGCCUGGCCUGAGUAUCCACAGGAAAGCACGGGACACUGACUUCAGAGCCACUCGUUUAGCUCCAGUCAUAGAAGUUCUGUGGUUUCUUCACAUUUACUGCGUCUUUGUCCACAAAUGAAAUAUUUUUAACUUCAGUUUAAUUUCAUGAAAGGGUACAGUUGAACAAACGUGCUCAUUAUUUAAAAUAAAUAGGCAGAUUUAAAAUGAAUGUCACCUAUAAAUAGGUUGUUGAAUGGGUAUUUUCUUUUCUCUUUAAUUUAAAAAAGUAAUAUUUAUUUAUUAAAAGGAGCCUUCAUAGAAAGUUAAUUUGUGGUAUGUUCUUUAAUAAACCCUGUAAUUUAUAUAUACUAAUAGUUAGGAUAUUAAAAUAUAAUAGUAUUUCCCAUUUUUCUUUAGAUUCUUGUAAAGUACCAGAUUAAUCGGUGGGGGGGGGUUCUGCGCCUGUGUGUUUAUCGCUCAAGUAGACUCCAUCUGAUAAGCUGUGCCGUCUGCUUUCUGGGGAAGGGAACCUUUUUUUGCAGCAAGAAAUUUAAGGUCACUUUGGGGGAGGGGGGUGGUGCUGCUUCAUCUGUACCACCAUGUUUUUAAAUUAUGAUUAUGGCUUUUGGGUUGGUUUUUUUGUUUUGUUUCUUUUUAGUCUUUUAAAAAUAUCUUUCCCUUUAACUCUUAAGGAAAGUCCCUUUCUUUCCUACAGGGCUGUGAAUUAAGGAAUGGGCAGAGUUUACAUUCAAGCCUGCUAGUGUCUGCCCAAUGUUUAAUGUAUAAAUUUGUUUUCCUUUUUAGUUAUUGUUUGUUCUUAAAAUGCUAGAAGAAAACAGAUCAUCCUAGUGCCUUUGAAAUUGUUAGUAGUGGUCUAAGUUAAAUCAUUAAGGACUUGAAUAGCGUUACUAUAGUACUGCAUCCUGGCCAAAAUUACAAAUUGUACAAUAAGUUUGUUGCAUUAAUUUCAAAAGCCACACACUUUCAUUGUAUUUUAUGUAUAAAUUGUAUUUGUUCAAGUUGUAUAUAUUGAUAUUGUAUGUUUACAUGCAGCAUGGUUAAAUAAAAAAUAAAAAUCUUUGCCU